ACCCAUCCCUUCAGAUUCUCCAUUCACUCUCUUUCUUCCUUCAUUCACUCCCUCUAUCAACUCCUCCUCAUCACCAAUGUCCAAGCUCUACGACCAGUGGGUUUCCAUGGCCAUCGCCGACGACACCCUCGUCGCACACCAGCUCCUCCUUCUCCGGUGCCACCAUCUCUCAUCCGUCAAUCCCUGGACCAGCCGUCAGCGCCGAACCACCGGGCUCCCCGUCGCCGCCGACCGUGCCAGUCCCACCACCCCCCUCACCUGGAUCGCCGCCACCUCCCUUGACGGUUUCGAGGGUUCCACUCGCCCAAUCGCACCAAUGCGAUCCUCAGAGCCUAAGACUUCGGAUAAAACUGCAACUUUCGCUGAUGAGACUGAAAGUUCUUCUUCAAAGAAGAAAAGAACUCUCUCUCACCUACGAAGGCUGGAACAAGAGAAGAAAGACGAAGGGAAGAAUUUAAGAGACGAGCUAGAAGCCACAUAUCUCAAAUAUGAUAUAAGAAUAGCAGAAGGCGAAAGGUUAAAGAAAACAAAGGCAAACUUUCUUGUUCUUUAUCCCUCUUUUAAGAGCUAUUGUUUUCAUCAAAUGAAGUUUUUGACAACUUGGUUCAUUACAGAAGGAGUUGUGGUCUCGGAAACAAGAUCAUAUUGUUGA
Vigna umbellata (rice bean) is the source of this 652-nucleotide messenger RNA. The record is from RefSeq and is a predicted model, not a curated record. NCBI's taxonomy places the organism in Eukaryota, Viridiplantae, Streptophyta, Magnoliopsida, Fabales, Fabaceae.